CUUUGCUAUUAUGUUGAAGUGUGUGAUCAUCUCAUCUAAAAUUAAAACUUAAGCUAUUUGAGAUAGCACAAUAUUAUUUACUUAAUUUUGUCUUCAAUAUAAAGAACAUUUACACUACUAUUAGUUACCUAAAGAUAAUUAUAAUUGUUGUUCAUAAAAAGUGAAAUAAUCUAAAACUGAUGACAAGCUACUUAUCAGAAUAGGUUCAAUUAGUACAUUUGAUAGUUCAAAAAAUAUUUAUACUAUCCGUGCAUACAAGUUAAACUAUUUUUCUUUUAUUAUGUUCAGAGCCUAUGAGUUUCUUACUUAUGUUGUUUGAUUUGUGAUUUGUAGAUAUAUGCAAUGCCAGUGUUUGACAUGAUAGAGACAGUGCUUGUCAGAAAAUUUAGGUUCAAGGCGACCUGGAUGUUGCGGUUUGUUACAAGGAACAUUUAUGUGGCUUUCACCAUGUUUGUUGGCAUUACCUUCCCUUUCUUCCAUGAGCUGCUUGGAUUCUUUGGAGGAUUCGCUUUUGCCCCAACAACCUACUAUCUGCCUUGCAUCAUGUGGCUACUAAUCUGCAAACCAAAGAAAUACAGUCUCUCUUGGAUUAUUAACUGGGUUUGCAUUAUUCUUGGAGUACUAUUGACGGUUAUAGCACCAAUUGGUGGCCUAAGAUCCAUAAUUAAGAAAGCCGGGACCUACGAUUUUUACUCUUAGGUACAGCAAAAGGGAAAGCCAAUUGGAGGAGAUAUAUAUUUCUUGGAGUUGCACUUUUAUUAUACUAUUUUCUUUUUCUAAAUUUGUCAUGUGUUGAUUGGCUCAAUGCUUCAUAGAGCCAGUCAAGUAUUGCUAUUUAUAGUGAGAAACUACUUACAUAGGAUAAGUACAUCACCAAUUAUUGUAUUAUGUAACAUUAUCUGGUACAACAUCAUAGACUAGAUUCAGUUAAAAGCUAGUUAAACCCCGUUAUAUGGAAUAAUAUUACACUUGUUCCUUGUUGAUUGUAUAGGAUUUUCAAAACAAAAUGUUUAAAUGGUCCUGACUCAUGAGUUA
Lycium ferocissimum is the source of this 1035-nucleotide messenger RNA. RefSeq names its product lysine histidine transporter-like 2. The transcript is spliced from 4 exons. The coding region runs from base 343 to 699 and encodes 118 amino acids. The record is from RefSeq and is a predicted model, not a curated record. NCBI's taxonomy places the organism in Eukaryota, Viridiplantae, Streptophyta, Magnoliopsida, Solanales, Solanaceae. Gene Ontology annotation, cellular component: plasma membrane.